CAGCCAUGCCCGUCCUUUCGGAAGACUCAGGGUUACAUGAAACCUUGGCUCUCCUGACCUCUCAGCUGAGACCUGACUCAAAUCAUAAAGAGGAAAUGGGAUUCCUUAGGGAUGUCUUCAGUGAAAAGAGUCUCAGUUACCUAAUGAAGAUUCAUGAAAAACUCCGUCAUUAUGAAAGACAGAGUCCAACUCCUGUUUUACACAGUGCAGCAGGAUUAGUUGAAGACGUAAUAGAAGAAUUGCAGACAGCACCAGUGAAUAAUGAAGAAAAAGAGCUACUUCAGCUGCUGUCAACACCCCAUCUCAGGGCAAUGCUUGUCGUGCACGAUACUGUAGCACAGAAGAACUUUGAUCCAGUCCUUCCACCUUUGCCCAGUAACUUUGAUGAUGAUUUUGAUGAAGAAUCAGUGAAAAUUGUUCGGCUAGUGAAAAAUAAAGAACCUUUGGGAGCUACCAUCAGAAGAGAUGAGCAUACAGGGGCUGUGAUUGUAGCAAGGAUCAUGAGAGGUGGUGCAGCUGAUCGCAGUGGUCUUGUCCAUGUUGGAGAUGAACUAAGAGAAGUCAAUGGUAUUGCUGUGCUUCACAAACGACCUGAAGAAAUUAGUCAGAUUUUGGCUCAGUCUCAGGGAUCCAUAAUAUUAAAAAUAAUUCCAGCUAUCAAAGAAGAAGAUCGUCUAAAGGAUAGCAAGGUUUUUAUGAGGGCACUUUUCUGCUAUAAUCCCAAUGAAGACAGGGCUAUUCCCUGCCAGGAGGCUGGGCUGCCAUUUAAGAAGAGACAUAUCCUGGAAGUUGUCAGCCAAGAUGAUCCCACGUGGUGGCAAGCAAAGCGUGUCGGAGAUACCAACCUCAGGGCAGGCUUGAUCCCCUCAAAGCAAUUCCAAGAAAGACGAUUGAGUUACAGAAGAACUGUAGGCACUCUGCAGAAUUCCAAAACUGUGAAGAAGCCACUCUAUGAUCAGUCUUCUGAUAAAGAGGACUGUGACUGUGAAGGGUAUUUCAAUGGACACUACAUAGCUGGCCUGCGCAGGAGCUUUAGAUUAAGUCGUAAAGAGAAGGAGAGCAAUCAAAGUGAUGCAAAGCAAGCGGAGCAGGCAGAUAGAGCAGAGUUACUAACAUAUGAAGAAGUCACUAAGUAUCAACAGCAGCCUGGUGAACAGCAGAGACUGAUUGUUCUGAUUGGUUGUUUGGGGGCCAAAUUAAAUGAGCUCAAGCAGAAGGUUGUGUCAGAGAACCCUCAGGAGUACGGUGUUGCAGUUCCACAUACAACCAGAUCAAAGAAAAGUCAUGAAAAAGAGGGAGUAGAAUACAAUUUUGUGUCUAAGCAAUCAUUUGAGACAGAUGUACAGCAAAACAAGUUUGUAGAACAUGGAGAAUAUAAAGAAAAUCUGUAUGGCACAAGUCUUGAGGCAAUUCGGUCCGUGAUGGCCAAAAAGAAGGUUUGUUUGGUGGAUGUGGUCCCUGAAGCAUUGAAGCACCUGAGGACCCCUGAGUUUAAGCCUUAUGUUAUCUUUGUGAAGCCUCUCAUUCCAGAGAAGAAAAAGCCUGCUCUGAAAUCUCCGGUGUCAGAAGAACUCUCACCAUGCCUUCAGGGUGAAGAACAGCAGGAAAUUAUUAAUUCAGCAGCAUUCAUUGAAGAGCAGUAUGGCCAUUUAAUUGACACUAUACUGGUGAAAGAAGAUCUCCAGAGUGCAUGUAAUCAGCUGAAAAUUGUGAUAGAGAAACUAAGCAAGGAUUCAUUUUGGGUGCCAGUCAGCUGGGUUAGGUCAUAGGCGGUUAUUGUCUGCUUGAAGGAAGGAUUGUGUAACUGUGUAUUGUAAACGUGAAUUAUGAAAGGGAAACAUGUCAAAUCCACUUCUAAGCUGCCAUUCUAACUAGAAAAUAGCCUGUAAAAACGUAUUGAGAGAACUAAACAAAGCACGUCAGAAGACACUGCUUUCCUCAAUCAGAAUUUU
Molecule: messenger RNA, 1952 nt
Organism: Tinamus guttatus (white-throated tinamou)
Lineage: Eukaryota; Metazoa; Chordata; Aves; Tinamiformes; Tinamidae
Gene: MPP3
Product: MAGUK p55 scaffold protein 3
Molecular function (GO): protein binding
Source: RefSeq, a predicted model, not a curated record